UAGCUUCCUCUCUGUUGACGGCUGGUUUCAGGCAGUUUAACAGUGGUACUUGAACGCAUUUGACGAGGCUGUCAGGCUCCGUUCUCUGUUAAAGCGUUGGUGAGCAGCCUGUAUCCUCAGCAUGGCAUCUGACGAGCUGGCUAUGAAGCUGCAGUCGCGAUUGGCCGCAACGCAGGAGGCCGAGCCGAGGCCGGAGCCCGAACAGAGCCCGGCCCGACCCAAACCGCAGGAGACCGAGGCAGCUUGCGGCGAAUCGUCUUCCGAGCUGUCGGCCAAACUGAUCCGCAGGCAGGACAUCAACGAGGGGAACGCUGCUCCAAGGUUAACCCGCGUCUUCAACCCCUACACCGAAUUCAAGGAGUUCUCCCGUAAACAGAUUAAGGACAUGGAGAUGAUGUUCAAACGGUAUGACACUGGUAAAGAUGGCUUUAUCGACCUGAUGGAGCUGAAGUUGAUGAUGGAGAAACUUGGAGCUCCACAGACUCAUCUGGGCCUCAAAAACAUGAUUAAAGAGGUGGAUGAAGACUUUGAUGGCAAGCUGAGUUUCAGAGAGUUCCUGCUGAUUUUCCGGAGAGCAGCUGCUGGAGAGCUGCAGGAGGAGAGUGGUCUGAUGGCUCUGGCCAGAUUGUCUGAGAUCAACGUCUCCACUGAGGGAGUGAUGGGUGCCAAAGACUUCUUUGAAGCCAAGAUGCAGGCUCUGUCUCUGGGAAGCAAGUUUGAGGCUGAGAUUCGAGAGGAAAAAGAAGAACGCAAGAGACAGGAAGAGGAUAAAAAACAGAGACAAGCCGCCUUCAAGCAGCUGCAGUCCACCUUCUGCUCAUGACCUUUUGAAAGAGGCACACAUUACAAUCCUGACAUGCACAGUCAGUGUUACCGAGGUUUUAGAAAUAGCUUCUCAUUCCACUCACAUUUUAAUCAUUGUCCUUGCAUAGAAGUUCAGAAUUCAAUUAAUACUUACUAAAAUCCUCGUAAAUACCUCAAAACACAUCACAGGCAAGGUUUACUCAUUCCAGACUUUCAGCAGCUGUUUCACUAAAAACAAUAACGCAAAAACUCAACUUUAGAUGUGUAAGGAAAUAUUUAGUGUACUUUCCUAUAUCAAGGAAAUAUAAUAGAUUUAUUGUGCAUUUCUGUAAGAUAUUUCUUAGUGUCCUCCUGUACAAGAACUGGAAGGUUUCAUCGAAGGAAUUUUACUUGUUGAGGCAAAUUUCAGCUGUAUUUAGUAUGUUCUAAAAUGUUCAUUAAGUGUUUUGAUUUUGUGUUACAGUCUGGUCAUGGUUUGUGUCAUAUGAUCUUGAUGAUCCUUACUUUGUUAACACUAUGAGGAUGGGUGUCAUUAAAUUGACAACUACUCUACAACCUGCAAUGUAAUAGAUGUAGUGUAGUCAUAGAUAUUAAAUAAUGUAUACAACUUUAUUAUAAUAGUAGAACAAUUUUAAGUAGUAAGUAUAACAUCACAUAAUGUGAAAAAACAUUUGUUGGUAGAAAGUGAAGCAGUAUGCACCUUUGGCCACUGAUGUCUCUUGGCUCAGUUGACUGAUCCUACACUAAUCAGGCUGUGCUCUGGUUGGCUUUUAUAAAUAGAAUACAGUUUGUUGAUUGAAACAGUCUGCAACAGCUUUUGAUAAUGAUUUGAUCCACUAAAAGUACACUCCCUGGUUUUAGUAUUGUGCCCCAAAUCCCUAAAAGACCCCUAAAACUCAACUGUGAACUGUCAAAACAUGGGAGGUCAUCUUUAAGCGGUGUUCGUUUUGGAAAAUGGGUUUAUUUGCUCUGUUUCUGAGAGUGAGAUAAGACAACAUAUCAGUCUCAUGUUUGUGUAGUAGCCAGAGUCAAGACAGGGUUCCCAUAGUUUUGCAUUAGGACUAGAAGCCAGAGGACAGGAAGCCCCUUUAAAAGAGCUGCUGUUUCAUUUUUUCAAUCUAUAUCCAAACAGAGAUUUAAAUAUGACAGUCUGAUUUUUGUUGCACUUAUAUGGUGAAACUUUAUUGAUAAACAAAAGUUACAUAGAUGUGGUUCCACAGCACAUAUUUCCCCCUGAAACCACAUUUUUUUAUUUUCACAUUUCUGUUUCUGUUCACAUGAAAUCGAAGAGGUAUUAUAUGUUAUAUAUUGAUAUUCAGUGAGCUGAUGUUUUUACCUUGGACUCUAUAGUGAACACACAAACAUGAGAUUGACAUAGAUCUGCUCUUCUCAUUCGCACAAAGAUUGCAAAUAAAAUCAUUUACCAAAA
Messenger RNA from Plectropomus leopardus (leopard coralgrouper), 2233 nucleotides. It is a transcript of the gene efhd1, whose product is annotated as EF-hand domain family, member D1. NCBI's taxonomy places the organism in Eukaryota, Metazoa, Chordata, Actinopteri, Perciformes, Serranidae. The record is from RefSeq and is a predicted model, not a curated record. Gene Ontology annotation, molecular function: calcium ion binding.